GACUGGCAUUUGAUGGGUGGAGGGACGGUGACGUCAUCACGGUGCGACGGAGGCUCCGUUCCCCCAAUUCAUCCCCUCUGCUCCUCGUAGAACCGAUUGCAGGCCGAGGGCCGCAUCCGGCUGCUGCACCUGGGGUUGGGCCCUGACACCGUGGCCGUGGUGGGAGCUGAGGAGUACCGGGAGACGGUGCUGCGGGCGGUGGAGGGGUCCCCCAGCGCCCCAUUGGUGCGGCGCUUCCUGGAUGGGGUGCGGCCGCUGCUCAGCUUUGAGAGGGGGCAGCUGGAAGAGAUGGGGCUCAAGGACUGCGAUGUCACGCAGCUGGUGGCCGCAGGCGUGCUGACAGUGCGCGACGCCGGCAGUUGGUGGUUGGCUCUGCCGGGCGCCGGGCGCUUCAUCAGAGCCCUCCUUCACGGUCGGAAGCAGCUGCUGGCCGCGGUGCGGCGCUCGCGGCACCGGGAAGUGCUGCAGGCGGAGUUGGGGCAGCGCAGGGCGCGGCCUUCCCUGGGGCUGCGUUACGUCCUGCUGGAUCUGCUGGGAGCUGAGCUGCUGCGCAGCGUCCCCACCACUUCAGGGCCGCUGCUGCGCUUGGCCGAGACGUGACCCGUUCAGCCGCACCGCCCCGGGGAGCAAAAGUGCAAUAAAAUAAUGUUUUUCUGCCAAAAAAA
Meleagris gallopavo (turkey) is the source of this 665-nucleotide messenger RNA. The record is from RefSeq and is a predicted model, not a curated record. NCBI's taxonomy places the organism in Eukaryota, Metazoa, Chordata, Aves, Galliformes, Phasianidae.